Molecule: messenger RNA, 1031 nt
Organism: Erythranthe guttata (spotted monkey flower)
Lineage: Eukaryota; Viridiplantae; Streptophyta; Magnoliopsida; Lamiales; Phrymaceae
Biological process (GO): response to chitin
Source: RefSeq, a predicted model, not a curated record
AUGGACUCUGUCGAUGAAGUUGUCGCGGUGGCGCCGCCGCCGCCGCCGAGCUACGAUAAUGAAUUACAAGACGUCGUCGUCUCUCCACCGGCCAUCGCCAAAGGCAAGCGCACCAAGAGGCAGAGGCUGCCUCUUCCGACGUUAAUCACCACCACAACAUGCACCACCAACAUUAACCGCCUCAGCCCCAGCUUCUCCUCCGCCGCCGCCACCUCGUCGGAGGAGAGCACCACGACGGAGGAGGAGGACACCGCCAGAUGCUUGAUCCUCCUGGCCCGAGGCGGCGGCGGCCAUUUCCAAACACGCCCGCUGGACAAGGCCGACGGCGACGAUGAAGAUGGUGAUCGACAUGAUUAUAUUUUCAAACAAAACAGCAGCCGCAAGAGACGGGCGGCGGAAACAAACGCCGCCGGUUACAAGGGCGGCGGCGCGUGCAUGUACGCGUGCAAGACGUGCGGCAGGGUUUUCCCUUCGUUCCAGGCACUCGGCGGCCAUAGGGCCAGCCACAAGAAGCCCAGAAACGAGAAAAGAACAGUUAUAUUUUUCUCCGACGAAGAAUUUCUUCACAAAUCCCAGAAAAGAUUAACGCCACCACCACCCACCUCUCUCUCUCUUCAAUUGAGCAACCUUUCCGCCGCCGCCGCGCCGAGAAGUACGUUUCCUUCACCGAAAAUCCACGUGUGCUCCUAUUGCGGGGCGGAUUUCUCUUCCGGCCAGGCCCUCGGAGGACACAUGAGGCGGCACCGCCCAAUAUUGACUCUGUCGCCGUCGAAUAUAGUAGCAGCCCGAGCCCGUGGCGGGGCGUCCGUUGAUGAGCCCGAGCCCGAGCCCGAACCCGAGGAAUGGAUGAAGGGCAGAAAUGGGCUCACGUUGGAUCUGAAUCUUCCGGCACCGGACGAUGAGAAUCAGAGGCGAAAGGAAGGCGGCGCGCCGGAGAAGUUGGUAUUAACCACCGGCCAACACGGCUGUGGUUGACUGCCAUUAUUAAAUUGUGAAGAAGGUUCAAUUAUUUUUUUAACACGUUGAUUCUU